Radiomyces spectabilis is the source of this 849-nucleotide messenger RNA. RefSeq lists its product as uncharacterized. The record is from RefSeq and is a predicted model, not a curated record. Gene Ontology annotation, molecular function: zinc ion binding; DNA-binding transcription factor activity, RNA polymerase II-specific. The transcript is spliced from 3 exons. Lineage: Eukaryota; Fungi; Mucoromycota; Mucoromycetes; Mucorales; Radiomycetaceae. Gene Ontology annotation, biological process: regulation of DNA-templated transcription. Bases 37 to 849 code for a protein of 270 amino acids.
UUUUUACUUGGGCCCCUUUUUCCAACCUUGACCGUGAUGACUGCAGGCAAACAAGCCCAUGGUUCGGCCCACACCAAGAAAUCAGACGAACGUUCGACCAUGACAAGAAUGCAUUCUUCCACCAAACGUCCAAGAGCCCCCAUCGCCUGCUUUCGCUGUCAUCACAAAAAGGUCCGGUGUGAUGGUCUUCAUCCCAAUUGCACCCGAUGUUUAUCAACGGGAGUCUUGUGCGCUUAUCCCAGUUCUCGUCGGUCUCGUAAUACGCAGCCAACCAAUGUCGAUCCUUUUAUUGAUAACUUGUCGCAGUUGGAAGCACGCAUUCGACGCAUAGAAAAUGAUUUAGUUUCGCAACGUGCAUUAAUAGAGUCGGCCAACCCUUCCGCUUCCGCUUCCGCUUCCGAGUCCGUGACCCUUCACGGUGGCCAAGUCGAUUCAUCUACAUCCUCUUCCUCCUCCUCCACUGCGGCAUUUAGCAUGUCUUCUCCACAAAUAUCGACCCCAACUGUGGCAGCUGAUCUUACCAAACAAAUGGUCAAGAUAGAACAAGAAGUGCAAGAAUCAAGAGCCAUCCUUGCUCAACUGCGUUUGCGAGGAGAACAGCGCAUCGCUCGGGGGAAAAGAGCCGCGGCUUCCUCGUCUACCUGUUCAUCUUCGGCGUCUUCUUCAUCCACUUCCGCUGGAAUGUCCCUUCCUAAACCACGGACAGAAAACUCGACUUCCACUUCUGCUUUUCCAAAAAACGAUGGACAUCAGCCUUAUUUGAAACAUCGAAAGAUAUCGUCAUCAGUUUCUGUUAGUGCUUUACAAUCGGCUGCCUAUGGACACUUCCAAUGCGUCGACGCCUUUUGA